CCGACAUAUGGCAAAAUCCCGAUAUCCGACGAUAAGCAGGGGACGUAACCUCCACGCUUGAAAAUGAAACAAAGGGAAGAAAAGUGUCAGAAGUUCAAUCAAGAAUUCCUCUCAGUAAGAUCCUGCCGCCAUCACCUGCCACUCUUAAAUUCAACUUGAUGAUGAGGGACCAAUAUCGUAGUGGAGUACCUUUCAUGGGCAUGCCAAAGGGUUGGAUAGGGUCUCCACUUGCUAUGUCAAAUGGAGCAAGACUUCCCAUUGCCCUCAACCGAACUGCACUUCCACGAUUCAGCAUCCCAAAAGUGAACAAGACACAUUUCAGUACAUCAACCGUAUUCAGACAACAGCCAACAAACACAACAGCAGCCGCAUCAGCAGCAACGGAGGCAGCCAAGACAGCAGUACGACAAAAGCCAGGGUAUCUACUCUUGAUUCCAACUUUCGUUUUUACUCAUUUUACCUUGGGAUGGGCAUUAGUUCCUCCGAUCUAUUUCACUCUUCGUCAAACAAACAUAAGUAAUGCCUUACUGGCUGGUCCACAAGGAGCUUGGUUACUAUCACGUAAAGUGCCAGAUUGGGUUCCUGAUGUGGUGAUUGAUGGUUUAGCAGGUCCUUUACCACCAGGCCAAGAGGAUCGUCAUUCUGAGAUGACUGUUGAACAAUUGGUAGAACGUAUGGCACGCAGAGGGUUGCAGAACGGAUGGAAAUAUGCUAAAUACGGAGGAAAAGCAGUUCAGAGUCUUCGAAAGCUUGCUUCGGGUGAUCAAGAAGAAAUUACACAAGAAGCUAUGCGAAAGAUUGGAGGUACAAAUGCAGACAAAGCAAAAGGAGCAAAUGAAGUGGAAGCCCGAGCAAACGGAAUUAAGGAUCGCAUUGUUGGAUACACAAAACGAUCAGCCCGUAGUGCUGCUGAUGAGAUUGACUUUGGACAAAUUAGAGAUGGUUUGGCUGCAUACAUUCUCGUCAAAAUUCUUCUUCCAAUCCGACUUCCUAUCUCUCUUUUCCUUACACCCAAAGUUGCCAGAUUUGGUAUGCAUGCAUUCCGACGAUGAUUUGCUCAACUAUGCUUCAUGUAAGAGUCAUACCCACACACCACUCUUGCCUCGGGAAG
Molecule: messenger RNA, 1111 nt
Organism: Meira miltonrushii
Lineage: Eukaryota; Fungi; Basidiomycota; Exobasidiomycetes; Exobasidiales; Brachybasidiaceae
Exons: 1
Coding region: 159-1052 (297 amino acids)
Source: RefSeq, a predicted model, not a curated record